AUGGGCUCUAAUAAGAAAAAUUUUAGGUUAUACCUUAACCUACGAAAUUAUUCCUGUUUGGCUGCUAGAAGAAGAGUUGUAGUUACAGGUUUAGGUGUUGUUUCUCCUUUAGGAAUUUCUUCAGAAAUUGCAUGGAAAAAUUUAUUAAAAGGUAACUCCGGCAUUGUUGCUCUUGGUGAUGAAUAUAAUACAUUACCCUGCAGAGUUGCAGGAGUUGUUCCAAAGCAAGAAAACAGUCAUGUAGAAAAAGCUUUGUCAAAGUUAAAUUUAAAGUCAAUGGCACCUGCAACUUGUUUAGCUUUAGUUGCGACACAAGAAGCAUUAUCAGAUGCCAAAUGGAAUCCAGAUUCUGAUAUAGAUAAGGAAAAUACUGGAGUGGCUCUUGGAAUGGGCAUGAUUGAUCUAAGAGAUGUUUGUGAGACAAAUGCUGCCUUACAAUUAGGUUAUAACAAAGUUAGUCCAUUUUUUGUACCUAGGAUAUUACCUAAUAUGGCUGCAGGCCAUGUGAGUAUCAAGUAUGGGUUUAGAGGUCCGAACCAUUCAGUUUCAACAGCAUGUGCAACUGGUGCACACUCUAUUGGUGAUGCAUAUCGCUUCAUAAGAAGUGGUGAUGCAGAUGUCAUGGUUUGUGGUGGAGCAGAGUCCUGUAUAAGCCCUCUAGCUAUUGCAGGAUUUUGCCGCUUAAGAGCAUUAAGCACCUCCUUUAAUGAUCAGCCUAGCAAAGCAUCAAGACCAUUUGAUAAACAAAGAGAUGGGUUUGUUAUGGGAGAAGGUGCAGCAGUACUAAUAUUAGAAGAAUAUGAACAUGCUCUCAAAAGAAAUGCUAAAGUUUAUGCUGAAAUAUUAGGUUACGGAUUGUCUGGUGAUGCCUCACAUAUAACUACACCUAGAGAAGAUGGCAGUGGAGCAAUAUUGUCCAUGACCAGAGCUCUAAAUGAUGCAAAUAUUAAUAAACAACAGAUAACAUAUAUAAAUGCACAUGCCACUUCUACACCAGUUGGAGAUAACAUUGAAACUACAGCUAUUAAAACACUAUUUAAGGAUCAUGUGUCAAAAGUAUAUGUUUCAUCGACAAAGGGGGCCCAUGGUCAUUUACUAGGUGCAGCUGGCAACUUAGAAGCAAUAUUCACUAUUUUGGCAUGUCACCAUCAUGUUUUGCCCCCAACAAUCAACUUGGACAAUCCAAUAGAUGACCUAAAUUAUGUAGCUAACACACCACUGUUAUGGGACAGUGACAGAAGAGUAGCACUAAAAAAUUCAUUUGGAUUUGGAGGGACCAAUGCAACUCUUUGUAUAUCUAGUAUGAAUUAA
Messenger RNA from Pieris macdunnoughi, 1311 nucleotides. The record is from the annotation of a GenBank genome assembly. NCBI's taxonomy places the organism in Eukaryota, Metazoa, Arthropoda, Insecta, Lepidoptera, Pieridae.